Molecule: messenger RNA, 624 nt
Organism: Rhizophagus irregularis DAOM 181602=DAOM 197198
Lineage: Eukaryota; Fungi; Glomeromycota; Glomeromycetes; Glomerales; Glomeraceae
Source: RefSeq, a predicted model, not a curated record
AUGAAGUUUAUUUUGAAAACCAUUAAUGAAACUCGAGAACUAGAUUACAAUGAAACAUUCAAUAGCGCGAAAAAUCUCAAGAUUCGUUAUAAGCUAAUCCCUGAAUUACGUUCAGCCCUUGCUCCGUAUUUUCCUGCUUCAAAUAAGCAACUUACAAAAUGGUUGGGUUGUUUCCACAAGUCUCGUCGUUCUCAUCAAAAAUUAAUGGAUAGGGAAAAAGCUGAUGAAAAUAAACACCGGAAGAAAAUCUGCCGAAUGAAGGCAGCAAAGAGAUUAUAUAGUUUUGACGAUGAACGGAUAACAAAAUAUGAUAAGCAUAGAUUACUAAAGAUGUUAUCCAAUCGCUUAUUUCAUUCUUCAAAAAUAAGCAAGAUAGACGAAGAAGACCCAACAAAGUCCAUAAUCGCUAUUUACGACUAUUCAUGGAGAUCUGAUGAGGGUUUCAACACUGAAUAUGAUGAAGAAGUAGAAGAAGUUAGUAGAGGGACAAUACCAGCAACUGGCAACACCACCGAAAAUGAUGAAGACCAUAACAAGAAAGGAGAAGAAAACCCAUCAAAAUCAAUGGUUGGUGACAAUCAUAAUAAUUCAGAUUCUGAUUUACAUAUGGAUGACGCGCAAUGA